AUGAGUGUCAUUGUCGUGGCGAUUAUUCUGGUACUCCUGAUCCUUGCUCAAUACACAAAGGUGCUUGAUCGGAAAAAGCCAGCCAACGGGCUUGAUGAUCCAGAAAACGCACUGAAUGCCGGCAAAAUCGAGAAACUGAACCAGAAGGCUCCAACUCAAUCCUUCAAGAGCUGGAAAGAGAAGAGCGAGGAAGCUACUGAUUCUGUUAAACAAGGCACUACUUUUGUCUGCAAUAUGUUUGGAGACCCUACAGGAAGACGAUACGAUUCGCUUGCUAUCAUGCGCGCACAUUUUCCACUCGCUUUGCUUGGGGAAAUGGUUUUUGAAGAGGCAUAA
Trichoderma aggressivum f. europaeum is the source of this 336-nucleotide messenger RNA. RefSeq lists its product as uncharacterized. The coding region runs from base 1 to 336 and encodes 111 amino acids. NCBI's taxonomy places the organism in Eukaryota, Fungi, Ascomycota, Sordariomycetes, Hypocreales, Hypocreaceae. The transcript has 3 exons. The record is from RefSeq and is a predicted model, not a curated record.